CUGGCCGGCCUGGUGCUGCGCGCCUGUCAGCCAUCGCGGGAGCUCCCGGCGUCUCCUCCCGCCCAGCACUGCCUCUGCGCAGGGGCUGCCCGGCACCGCCGGACCCCGGACGCCUCCGCCCUGAGUUCUUUUUGGAGGUGGAUAUCUGCUCAGACAGUAAGAAUUAUAAGAGCUCUGAGAGCUCGUUUUGAAGGAAUAAUGGAUGAACCAUCCCCCUUGGGCAAACCUAUGGAGCUGAACCAGCAUUCCCGAUUCAUAAUUGGUUCUGUGUCUGAAGAUAACUCAGAGGAUGAAAUUAGCAGCCUGGUGAAGCUGGAUCUGCUGGAGGAAAAGGAGGGCUCUCUAUCACCAGCUUCUGUUGGUUCAGAUACACUCUCUGAUUUGGGGAUCUCCAGCCUACAGGACGGCUUGGCUUUACACAUGAGGUCCAUGCAUGUCAUUGCAAUUGGCAUGAUUUCGUCCUUUUUUAUGGCUGAGUAA
This is a messenger RNA of Lontra canadensis (Northern American river otter), 480 nucleotides long. RefSeq names its product acetyl-CoA carboxylase 1-like. Lineage: Eukaryota; Metazoa; Chordata; Mammalia; Carnivora; Mustelidae. The coding region runs from base 199 to 480 and encodes 93 amino acids. The record is from RefSeq and is a predicted model, not a curated record. The transcript is spliced from 4 exons.